This is a messenger RNA of Plasmodium gaboni, 441 nucleotides long. RefSeq lists its product as hypothetical. The transcript has 3 exons. NCBI's taxonomy places the organism in Eukaryota, Apicomplexa, Aconoidasida, Haemosporida, Plasmodiidae. The record is from RefSeq and is a predicted model, not a curated record. The coding region runs from base 1 to 441 and encodes 146 amino acids.
AUGGUAUUAACAGAAAUAAUUACAAGUGAAGAAAAUAAUAAAGAAAAUCUUAUAAGAAAUAAAGAAAAAACAAUUCUUAAAAAAUACGAAAAGGAUAGAUAUAAUAUUAUAGAAAAAAUAAGAAACGGUUUAAUAACAAAAAAUAAUUUAUUAAAUACAAAAAAUAUUACAACUGAAAAUUUUUUAAUAGACAAAACAUAUAAAUCUGAUAUAGAAGAAGAUAUAGAAAGUUCUUAUUUGGAAUAUAUUAAAACAUUAUGUACACCUUAUAAAUUAAUUAAUAUAUACCUGGCAAGUUUCCUUUUUGUUUUAUUCAUUUAUAUUUUUAUACAUUUAAUUAAACGUAUGUAUAAGAAAUUUAGAAAGAAAAAGUCAAAGAAAAAAGAAAAGAAAUUUAAAUCUGAAAGUUCUGACAAUUUCUUAUUAAUUGACAUAUUUUAA